This is a messenger RNA of Aspergillus sclerotioniger CBS 115572, 3168 nucleotides long. Its product is annotated as putative NRPS-like enzyme. The record is from RefSeq and is a predicted model, not a curated record. Lineage: Eukaryota; Fungi; Ascomycota; Eurotiomycetes; Eurotiales; Aspergillaceae. The transcript has 5 exons. Bases 1 to 3168 code for a protein of 1055 amino acids.
AUGGCAGCUAUCGUCCACCCUGCCACAGUGGCAGGCAGCCCUCCUCGCAGACUCCUCGCAGCUCAUGUUGAUGCGGUUGCAGUCACAAAUCCGACUCGACUAUUCGGCUUGAAACCGAAUGGCACGCACGCUGCGGCCGGCUUUCGAGAAGUGACCUUUGAGGACUUGAGCCGUGCGGUGAACGUGAUGGCAUGGUGGUUAAAGAAGCAUCUAGACGAAUCAAACAAUGAAACCAUUGCAUACCUAGGCAACAACGAUAUCCGCUACAUUGUUCUCAUGCUGGCUUCCCACAAGACCAUGUAUACACUCUUUCUCCCCUCGACUCGUUUGCCAAACGAUGCAUACGAUCAUGUCUUCCAUGCAACCCAGACAGCACGGUUACUUUUCAGUCAGGAGAAGCAACAACUGGUCUCGCGAUUAACCGGUCUCAGCAAGGCUAUCCCCUCCCUGGAAGUGCCCAGCGUUGCGGAACUGUUUAGUGACCAUGACCCGACAGGGUUGCUUCAUUUUCCUUGGACUCCUUCAUUCGAAGAAAUGGAAAAUAGGGUUGCUUUUUCUAUCCACAGUUCUGGAACGACAGGUAUGCCCAAACCAGUAUACCUGACCCAUGGCUUCUUAGGUACUCUGGACUACUGCGCGUUUAUUCCUCGGCCAGAAGGCCGCUCCUUGGCUUUCUUCAACGAUCUAGCCUCAACCGAUCCGAAGACCAAGGACCUAACCCUCUCCGUCACGCCAUAUUUCCAUGUGAUGGGUCUCGUGUCAUUCUUCGAAUCCAUCUUCCACAACAUUCCCUUCGUGGCUAGCCCCGAUCAGCCACUGUCUGUUAAUUUCUUGAUUGACAUUCUUAGCCACACACGCCCGACCGUCACUAUCCUGCCCCCCUGCAUCCUGGAAGACAUGAGUCAGUCAGACGAAGCUCUGACAUGCCUCAGCCAGCUCAAGUUUGUUUGUUAUGGAGGGGCUCCCCUAGCCCCAGAAGUCGGAACCAAGCUGAGCCAGUACACCCAGCUGCGAACCACAAUCGGGUCCACCGAAAUGGGUUUGAUCAGCUCGCUCGUGCCGCAAAAGAAGGAGGAUUGGGGGUUCUUUGAAUGGAAUCCGACCUAUCAGGUCGAUAUGCAGGCCAUUGGAGAUGCAUUGUACGAGUUGGUCCUCCCCCGAGUGGAGAAUUCCCGUGUCAUGCAUGGGAUCUUCCACACAUAUCCCGACGUCAAGGAAUACCGGUCCAGGGAUCUGUAUGUACGACACCCUCACAACCCGAACCUGUGGCGGUAUCAUGGACGAUUGGACGAUGUGAUUGUACUCAGCAACGGAGAGAAGCUGAAUCCCAUCUCGGCUGAGAAAGUGGUGGAGGGCCAUCCGUCUGUGCAUCGCGCGUUAGUUAUUGGCCAACGCCGGUUUCAGACGUGUUUGCUCAUUGAGCCGUCUUUAGAUCUGGCCAUCGACGAGCCGACCUUCAUCGCGACCAUCUGGCCCCUGGUCCAGACUGCGAAUCAAACUCUUCCGGACUAUGGGCAAAUCAUGAAACAUAUGAUUCGACUCGCUUCCCCCGACAAGCCGUUUCAACUGACUCCAAAGGGGACAACCCAGAGAUACGCUGUCAAUCUGGCCUACUCAAGAGAAAUUGACGCAAUCUAUGCCGCGCAGGAUGAACAAGUAGGAGUGAGGCUACCGGUGGAGAUGGAGUACGAAAACUUGCGCAGCUAUUUGCAAAGCAUCCUCUCGUCGCUCACUAGCCGGUCGGAGAUAAUCAAGGACAGCGACGACCUUGAUACGCUGGGUCUCGAUUCAAUGCGCGUGAUCCAACUCAGCAGGAUCCUGCGAAGCUCGGUCAAAGCGUAUAACGGAGCGUUGGAUAUCGAAAGGCUCAACGUACAGGGUAUCUAUGCCCAUCCCACAAUGGGAAGAUUAGCGAAUCUCCUUCAGCAAGUGCUUCAACAAAAGAGAGUCUCUAUCCCGGUCGUGCCCCGCGCCGAGACAAUUACCCAGCUGAUCAGCAAGUACACGGAUGAUCUUCCACUUCGUUCCCCAAUUGCCUGCAAUCUUCCCGAGCGCUCGACAGUCAUCCUGACCGGCUCUACCGGUUCUCUUGGAAGCUACCUUCUCUACGGCUUACUAUGCGAUGCGCAGAUCGCCAAGGUCUACUGUCUCAACCGGACAGAAGAUGCAGCGGAGCGUCAAUCGACCGGUUUCACCCAGAAGGGCCUCGACACUUCUCUGCUGGCUGAUAAAAACAAGGUGGAAUUCCUUCAUACAUCCUUCGGCAAAAGACAUCUUGGCCUCAAGGAUGAUAUGUACCACCGAUUACUACACUCCGUAGAUAUGGUCAUCCACAACGCAUGGAAAGUCAAUUUCAAUCACCCAGUCUCAUCGUUUGAAGACCCCCACAUUCAAAGCGUUCGCCAGUUCAUCAACUUCAGUCUCGAAAGCCGCUAUAACGCCCACAUUGCAUUUAUCUCCUCCAUCAGCACAGUCGCUGCCUGGAAGUCCUCCGCAGACGAGUCCACGGUUCCGGAGAUUCCAAUGGAGACCGUAGAUUCCGCUCUGGAGCAAGGCUAUGGCGAAUCCAAAUAUAUAGGCGAGAGAAUAUGUAUAGAGGCGUCCCGGAGAUCGGAUGUGUCAACGAGUGUCCUACGGGUAGGACAGAUCGCAGGCCCUGAUAGCCAGCUGGGGUUGUGGAAUCCGCAUGAAUGGCUUCCAGUCCUUGUGAAAACAUCUGUUUCCAUGCGCAAAAUUCCCCGGGAUCUGGGAAGUUUCGUGGUCGAUUGGGUGGCUGUGGACGCCCUGGCAAGAAUCACUCUCGAAAUCCUGCACCACCGUCAUCGAGAAGCCACAUCGGCUCCUCGACACGCUGUCUUCCAUCUCACCAAUCCAAGCCGGGUUCCAUGGUAUAGUCUCAUUCCGGCCAUCCAGGAACGGUACCCGGUGGAAGAAGUAUCGCUUACGGACUGGGUUGACGCGCUAGGAUCCGAGCAGGAUUCCUCUUCGGAUGACCUUGUCGACAAACCGGCUCUCAAGCUUUUGAAUUUCUAUAACGGCAUGGCUGAUGGCACCGACUCUCCGAUUCUAAGUGUCGAGAGGUCGAAGGAAGCCAGUCCAGCCAUGGCGUCUCUUGAACCGGUUUCUGUGGCUCAGAUGGCUAAUUGGUUAAAUCAGUGGGAGUUUUGA